Molecule: messenger RNA, 1333 nt
Organism: Syngnathoides biaculeatus (alligator pipefish)
Lineage: Eukaryota; Metazoa; Chordata; Actinopteri; Syngnathiformes; Syngnathidae
Gene: nip7
Product: NIP7 nucleolar pre-rRNA processing protein
Exons: 5
Coding region: 137-679 (180 amino acids)
Biological process (GO): ribosome assembly; ribosomal large subunit biogenesis
Cellular component (GO): preribosome, large subunit precursor; nucleus; nucleolus
Molecular function (GO): RNA binding
Source: RefSeq, a predicted model, not a curated record
GCAAUCGACUUCCGUUCUAAAGUGUGACCACUUCCGUGUUGACCCACGCUUUGCACGUUUUACUCGUGGGUGAUCCAUCGCGUCUUCCGAUAUUAGCAGUUUUAUUUCUACACACACAAAAAAUAUAUAAAAAAAGAUGAGGCCGCUAACAGAGGAAGAAACGAAAACGUUCUUCGAGAAACUGUCGAAAUAUGUAGGAGAAAACAUAAAGCUCCUCGUGGACCGACCAGACGGCACAUACUGCUUCAGGCUUCACAAUGAUCGCGUAUAUUACAUGAGUGAGAAGAUUCUUAAACUGUCCACAAACAUCGCUCGGAACAAACUGGUGUCAGUCGGCACUUGUUUCGGCAAGUUUACAAAGACCAAGAAGUUUCGGCUUCACAUCACAGCUCUCGAUUUCCUGGCGCCCUAUGCAAAGUUCAAGGUGUGGGUGAAACCUGGGGCCGAGCAGUCUUUCCUCUAUGGCAAUCACAUCUUAAAGUCCGGUCUGGGGAGAAUCACUGAAAACACCACGCAGUACCAGGGCGUGGUGGUCUACUCCAUGGCCGACGUGCCCCUGGGUUUCGGAGUGGCAGCCAAGACGACGCAAGAGUGUCGUCGGGUCGACCCCAUGUCCAUAGUUGUGUUCCACCAGGCUGACGUGGGCGAGUUCAUCAGGAAUGAAGAUGCAUUAACAUAAAUCAAGAUUAUACAGUAUCAGUCGGACAGUUGCUGCUUUUGACUUCUUCCCCACGACCCCACACACAGACAUGCAGCCUCCAUUUACUUAUUUCGAAUAAAUCCCAUUUGUGAUCAUUUGAGUCAAGUGGUGUUGAAAUGCAGCAAAGUUUCAUACAUUUAUUUCUGUAAACUUUGGCUGAAGGUGUUAAGGAAUGUGUUUUUACAUACACAUUCCAAUUAUAAGAGAGAAUGUAUCCAUUUGCAACCAUGUUUGUUUUUAAUUUAAAUGUCAUAAAAUCAGGUAAACGUCUUUUUUGCAAUGGUGACCUGAUCAAGAAGGCAGCAUGUUAAAUGUGAAGUUUAUUUCAGUUAUUUACACUUCUCUCAAAAAUAAAUCAGUUGUACAAAUUCUAGGUCACAGCAAUGGUGGAAAAAUAUCUCCACUAUCUUAGUCACAGUUCUUUUGUGACAAAAACCUGGGAUUUGAACAGGGGUGUGUAGUUUUGAUAUCCAGUGCAGCCUUCUUCCUGUUUUUGUAAUCUGUUUGGUAGUACUUGUGUUGUGCUGUUUAACAAGUACAGUAUAAGUAUAUACCUGUUAAAAAGAUACAAUUUCUUGGAGCCGAAUUUCCCAUUUAUUUUACAAAGAUUUGUAUUAAAUGUUAUUUGUUUUA